This is a messenger RNA of Stylonychia lemnae, 504 nucleotides long. NCBI's taxonomy places the organism in Eukaryota, Ciliophora, Spirotrichea, Sporadotrichida, Oxytrichidae. The record is from the annotation of a GenBank genome assembly.
AUGCAAAAUAUGUAAAUUGGAAAAGGUUCUUCCAUUUCAGCAACUUAAGGAGCUAGAAUAGAAGCAAUUCGAGCUGCAAGAUUCCAAAUGCCCAUGCAAGUAGCUGCAUACUAUGUUGGAAAUAAUGUGACUGAAAAAUAAACCAGACUAAAGGCUGCUGCUAUACCAAAUCUAGAUACCAAAAUCAUGAUUGGUACAAAAUGUUCCGCUCUGUUCUUUAGAAACAAGUACAAAAUUGAUCCAAUGAUAGAAAUGGUAAAAGAAAUAAAGAAUGAUUUUCGAAAGCCAAGGAAUUUAAACAUUGCUCCUGUAAAGAUAUAAGAUAAUAUUUCACUUAUUGAAGCAAAAAUUGUGUUAGUGUAUAUAUCUCCUUUUAUGUAUUUCAUCUAAAAGUUUACCAAAUAAAAAUUGAAUGACGAUGCUAUCCAAAGAAAGCAUAAAAUCAGGAGAUUAGUUGCAUUCUUCUUAUUUUUCAAAAGCAUUUUCAUUGAUUAAUCAAGAUGA